AUGUUUAACGAUACAAAUAAUAAUGCAACCGGCGUUUUAGAAGAAUCGGAUUUAAUCGAACAAAAUGCGACAGAAUCAAUUAUUGAAACCGAUUGGAAAUUAAAAUUAGUGUGGAGAAAUAUUAUCUUUAUGAUAUACAUACACAUUUCGUUUAUAUACAGUUGGUAUCUUUAUAUUUACCACUUUAAAUUUAUCUUUUUUUUAGCAAUAUUAAUGAUGAUUUUCACCGGUUUUGGAUUAACAGCCGGUGCUCAUCGCCUUUGGACUCAUAAAGCUUACAAAGCAACAAAGAAAUUAAAAGUUUUUCUCGUUAUUUUAAAUUCUAUGGCUUUUCAGGGUUCAAUUAUAGAUUGGGCAAGAGAUCAUCGAUCGCAUCAUAAAUAUAGUGAAACCGAUGCUGACCCUCAUAACCCAAAACGAGGCCUUUUCUUCUCGCACAUUGGAUGUUUAAUGUCUCGAAAACACCCAGCGGUAUUUGAAAAAAGCAAAAAUAUCGACUUCAAUGAUCUCCUAAGCGAACCGAUUUUGAUUUUUCAAAAGAAAUAUUAUCCCAUCAUAAUGCCUAUAAUGACCUUUAUAAUUCCAACUUUAAUUCCGAUUUAUUUUUGGAACGAAACGUUUUAUUCCUCGUAUUUUAUGAAUAUAUGGAGAUAUACGAUUACAUUAAACGGAACUUUAUCGAUUAAUUCGAUUACUCAUCACGUAGGAAAUAGACCUUAUGAUAAAAAUAUGUAUGGAACUGAAGUUUCUUAUAUAAGCGUUUUAAGUUUAGGAGAAGGAUCUCAUAAUUAUCAUCACGUAUUUCCUUGGGAUUACAAAUGUUCAGAAUUUGGUAAUUACUCCUUAAAUUUAACGUGCAUCUUUUUGGACUUAAUGGCGAAAAUUGGUUGGGCUCACGAUUUGAAAACGGUUUCUAAAGAAACUAUUAAAAAUCGUGUUUUAAGAACGGGAGAUGGUACACAUCCCGUUUGGGGAUGGGGCGAUAAAGAUCAACGUUUAGAAGAUAAAGAAAAUAAACCUGUAAAAUAG
Messenger RNA from Onthophagus taurus, 1029 nucleotides. Lineage: Eukaryota; Metazoa; Arthropoda; Insecta; Coleoptera; Scarabaeidae. The record is from RefSeq and is a predicted model, not a curated record.